AUAUUUUUCCCAGACGCGGAGGUUGGGGUCAUGGCGCCCCGAAGCCUCCUCCUGCUGCUCUCAGGGGCCCUGGCCCUGACCGAUACUUGGGCGGGCUCCCACUCCUUGAGGUAUUUCAGCACCGCUGUGUCGCGGCCCGGCCGCGGGGAGCCCCGCUACAUCGCCGUGGAGUACGUAGACGACACGCAAUUCCUGCGGUUCGACAGCGACGCCGCGAUUCCGAGGAUGGAGCCGCGGGAGCCGUGGGUGGAGCAAGAGGGGCCGCAGUAUUGGGAGUGGACCACAGGGUACGCCAAGGCCAACGCACAGACUGACCGAGUGGCCCUGAGGAACCUGCUCCGCCGCUACAACCAGAGCGAGGCUGGGUCUCACACCCUCCAGGGAAUGAAUGGCUGCGACAUGGGGCCCGACGGACGCCUCCUCCGCGGGUAUCACCAGCACGCGUACGACGGCAAGGAUUACAUCUCCCUGAACGAGGACCUGCGCUCCUGGACCGCGGCGGACACCGUGGCUCAGAUCACCCAGCGCUUCUAUGAGGCAGAGGAAUAUGCAGAGGAGUUCAGGACCUACCUGGAGGGCGAGUGCCUGGAGUUGCUCCGCAGAUACUUGGAGAAUGGGAAGGAGACGCUACAGCGCGCAGAUCCUCCAAAGGCACACGUUGCCCACCACCCCAUCUCUGACCAUGAGGCCACCCUGAGGUGCUGGGCCCUGGGCUUCUACCCUGCGGAGAUCACGCUGACCUGGCAGCGGGAUGGGGAGGAACAGACCCAGGACACAGAGCUUGUGGAGACCAGGCCUGCAGGGGAUGGAACCUUCCAGAAGUGGGCCGCUGUGGUGGUGCCUUCUGGAGAGGAACAGAGAUACACAUGCCAUGUGCAGCACGAGGGGCUGCCCCAGCCCCUCAUCCUGAGAUGGGAGCAGUCUCCCCAGCCCACCAUCCCCAUCGUGGGCAUCGUUGCUGGCCUUGUUGUCCUUGGAGCUGUGGUCACUGGAGCUGUGGUCGCUGCUGUGAUGUGGAGGAAGAAGAGCUCAGGUAGGAA
Molecule: messenger RNA, 1040 nt
Organism: Homo sapiens (human)
Lineage: Eukaryota; Metazoa; Chordata; Mammalia; Primates; Hominidae
Gene: HLA-F
Product: major histocompatibility complex, class I, F
Cellular component (GO): plasma membrane; lumenal side of endoplasmic reticulum membrane; Golgi membrane
Source: RefSeq, marked reviewed